Molecule: messenger RNA, 874 nt
Organism: Vicia villosa (hairy vetch)
Lineage: Eukaryota; Viridiplantae; Streptophyta; Magnoliopsida; Fabales; Fabaceae
Product: transcription repressor OFP6-like
Exons: 1
Coding region: 187-741 (184 amino acids)
Biological process (GO): negative regulation of DNA-templated transcription
Source: RefSeq, a predicted model, not a curated record
CGUUACCUCCUCACACACAUGCAACAUAAAUAAAUUCUCAACUCUCAACUCUCACACACAUUCACCUUCAUCUCAAAUUCUCUCCCAAAAAUCCACACUAAAAUUUCAUUUCACUGCAUAUCUUUUUUUUCUCACUCUUCUGUUUCUAACACAACACUGAAACCUAAGCCAAAACAACAAAAAAAAAUGUCUAGCUCCAAGAAAAAAGUAACCUUAAACUCUGUAUCCAUAAACCUCGGUUGUGGAACAUGUAGAAGACCAAAACUCAGUUUCAUAUUCAACCCAAAACAAAAACACAAAAAACACCACAUUCAUAACAACUCUUCAUCAUCAUCUUCUUCUACAAAUUCAAACCCUUGGAGACAACGAGACAGACACAAUACCGAAACUUCAAGCAGCACUAGCAACGCUACUACACCAACAACAAAAACAUCACUCGACUCAAAUAAAUCACCAUCACUGAAAGGCUUCGGAAGAGUCGGAAACGAAGGAGUAGCGGUUGAGAAAGACUCAGAUGAUCCUUAUCUUGAUUUCCGACAUUCGAUGUUACAAAUGAUAUUGGAGAAUGAGAUAUGUUGUAAGGAUGAUCUUAGAGAGCUUUUGAAUUGGUUUCUUGAGCUGAAUUCGGUGGAACAUCAUGGGAUUAUUAUAAGGGCUUUUACUGAGAUUUGGAAUGGAGUUUUCUCUGUUAAGUCUGGUGUUUCUCCAGGAUUCAAUCUCAACCGUAUGUCACGUGGAUAACUAGUUGUAAAACUAAGUUGUAGUUGUAUGGGAUGUAGCUUAUAAAGUUGUAUAAAUAAGUUGUAGUUUUAUGGGAUGUAGCUUAUAAAGUAGAAUUUGUAUUAGAGAUGUUUGGAAUGAAUUGCAGUUUUAA